AUGCCUUUUGGACUUAAGGUCGCUCCUUCCUUUCAGAAAGCCACGAUGAAGAUUUUUGCUCCCCUUCUGCAUACAUGUCUCAUUUAUAUUGAUGAUAUCCUUCUCUUAUUAAAAGAUAAGGAAUCUCAUAUACAUCUUCUUCGUGACUUUGCUGAUAUCAUACACACUUAUGGUAUUAUGCUCUCGGAGAAAAAAAUGCAGUUAGGGCAAACAAAGAUUGAUUUUCUUGGUAUGGUGAUUGUUGAUGGCAAGUAUGAUCUUCAGCCUCAUAUUGCUAAUGAGUUGCGAAAAUUCCCAGAUGUUCUCACAACCAAGAAAGAAAUACAACAGUUCUUGGUAAUUGCCAAUAACAUGAGCAGUUUUAUUCCCAACAUUUCUCAUGUCACUACUCCACUUUCCCAGAUGCAUAAGAAGAAUCCUCCUUCGUGGUCUGAAAAGCAAACAAAUGUAGUCAAGAGUCUUAAGUGCAGAUCCUUCCAUACAUUGCCGUUGAAGAUUCCUUAUUCUAGGCAACGAAUUCUUCAGAUGGAUACUAGUGACACUCAUUGGGGUGCAAUGCUUUUUGAACAAGAUGAUGACAAGGUAUGA
Messenger RNA from Pistacia vera, 588 nucleotides. RefSeq lists its product as uncharacterized. The coding region runs from base 1 to 588 and encodes 195 amino acids. The record is from RefSeq and is a predicted model, not a curated record. The transcript has a single exon. NCBI's taxonomy places the organism in Eukaryota, Viridiplantae, Streptophyta, Magnoliopsida, Sapindales, Anacardiaceae.